Messenger RNA from Anthonomus grandis grandis, 2785 nucleotides. RefSeq names its product glycerol-3-phosphate acyltransferase 1, mitochondrial (gene mino). Lineage: Eukaryota; Metazoa; Arthropoda; Insecta; Coleoptera; Curculionidae. The record is from RefSeq and is a predicted model, not a curated record. The transcript has 11 exons. Bases 110 to 2590 code for a protein of 826 amino acids. Gene Ontology annotation, cellular component: mitochondrial membrane.
GCUUUUUGCUCCGAGUCCAAAAUUCAGUAGAUUGUAAUUAAUAAAUACUUUUCCUGAUUAACUAGAAUAUCAUUUCUCAAAUUUAAUUAAUAGGUGUAAUAAGAUCAAAAUGUUAAUAAGCUUGUUAAAGUUGUGGACCCUUGUGUUUCUUGGUGUAAAGAGACUGAAAAAAAUGGUGGACUUUAUAACGAACAGAAACUUUGAGGCCUACCAGCAGUUUGCACCCUCAACAAAUAAUCGAAAUGAAACUUUGGCCUCCCUGACCACCCUAAAACGUUACUCGCAGGACCAGGUUUACCAGAAAAAACUCACCAGAGAGGCCGACAUAAAUGUGAGGGACAGGCAGCUUUUGCACAUUAAAGAGGCGGUGCCGGAGGUACAUGUGACCUCCCGAAGGCCCUUUAUGGGCCUCUGCUGUCAGAAUUGCACUUUUACAAGCAGGGAGUCUUUGGUGAAAAAAACGACAGAGACCCUCGCUCUGUUUAACAUCCUCAAUCAAACCGCUCCGCUGAAUAAAAACGGUGUACUGGCCAGGACGUUUAAUCAUCUACAUCAAAUAUCCCGAUUAAAGAGGUACCAGUACCCUCAGGUGGCGCGGUUGGUCUUAAAAGAUGACCGAGUUAAAAAAGCCGUCGAAAAAGCGGCACUUCAACAGUUCAAAGAUGCAUCGGACGAAGCGGAGGACGAGUUUUACCAGGAGUUGAUUAAAAAGAACUGGAGGAGGGCCGGUAAAUUGAUAUACGACAUGAGGUCCACCUUAUCAGACUUCCUCUUAAGGUUCACCAGUUGGAUUCUCUACAAGCUGCUGCCCUGCUUUCUGAGCUCAGUGGUAGUUCAUCCGGGGCAAAUAGAAAUGAUCAAGGAGGCCUCCAAGUCCAAUCUCCCACUGAUAUUUUUACCGUUGCAUCGCUCCCACCUGGACUACAUCCUGUUGUCUUUUAUUUUAUUGAAUAACGAUAUCAGGUCCCCAUUGGUGGCCGCAGGGGAUAACUUAAGAAUACCGUUUUUUGGGUCUCUCUUGAGGGGUCUGGGGGCGUUUUUCAUCAAGCGACGCAUCGAUCCGGUCAUGGGCAGGAAGGAUUACGUUUAUAAAGCAGUGCUGCACACUUAUAUGAAUCUUUGCUUAAGGGCCGGACAUAAUAUGGAGUUCUUUUUGGAAGGAGGGAGAACAAGAACCGGUAAACCGUUGAUGCCGAAAUAUGGCAUUCUGUCCGUGAUAGUGGACACUUUUAUGGACGGGACGAUCGAGGACGCCCUACUGGUCCCGGUCAGUGUGAAUUACGAGAAAUUGGUCGACGGGAAUUUCGUGAGGGAGCAGCUGGGCGAGGCGAAGAAAAUGGAAACGUUCCGGGACGCGUUGAAGGGCAUUUGGCACGUGUUGAACAGCAAUUACGGCAUGAUGAGGGUCGAUUUUAAUCAACCGUUUUCUUUAAGGGAACUAAUUAAGACCUUCGACCAACACAAGGCCUCUACCACGAAACCGAAUUCGAUACAUCGCAUUUUAAAGUCCAACCCGUCGACGAACAGUUUGUAUGGUACCGAUGUGGUGUCCGAGGAGCACAAAAGCCUGGUAGAAAAUAUUUCGAAACACGUGCUAUAUGAUUGCGCCCGAUCGACUACGGUCAUGUCCACUAACGCGCUGGCGUUCCUAUUACUGACCAAAUACAGAAACGGAGUCAGUUUGGAAAAAUUAGUGGUGUCCUUUGAGGAGCUUAAGAAAGACCUCGAAUUCACGAUGAGAGACGUCGGGUUUAGCGGGGACCCCGUGGAUGUGAUUAAUUAUGCGGUGGAUUUACUUGGUCCAGCCCUGGUAAAAAAAGAAAAAGACAUCAUCAAACCCAUUGCGAUCCUACCGAACGUCAUAGAACUCUCUUACUACAGCAACACAGUGGUGACGCAUUACGCAUUAGAAUCCGUGAUUGCUUUAGCUUUAAACGCCUCGGAAAUCCGCUUGGACACAGUGUCGCACGAGGACCUAAUGGAGAACGCUUUGGAGCUAUGCUCGAUCCUGCAAUACGAAUUUCUGUUUUGCAAACCGUGCCAGAACUUGGAACAAGUGAUAACGGAACGUAUUGAGGAUUUGGUGCUGCGUAGGGAAAUCUUCUUGUCGGAUUUCAGUAACGAUUUGAUGGCGAAAAGUCGCAAAAUGGCCGCGCAAUUCGACGAUGAGGAGGACGAGAACCCGACGUUCCAGAAAUUGUAUCGAAUAAACACGUCCAGGGAGGCCAAGGGGUGCGUGGAAUAUCUGAAAACGAUCCUGAUGCCCCUGAUGGAAACUUACGCGGUCACCGGGUUCACUUUGGAUAAACUGGUGCAGAGGCAACUGUUGGAAAACGAACUGGUGGGGGAUGUGCUCAAGGAGAUGAAGAGUCAAGUGGAGCGAGGCAGUUUGAAAUACGAUGAAAGUGUUGCCGUGGACCCGAUCAAGAACGCAUUGAAAUAUUAUCAAAAGUUGGGCGUUUUAGAGUGCCAUCAAGAGAACAAAUUGCGGCUGUACUACCUUAAAGAAAGCUACGAUAAUUCGGACUCUGUGAAAGUUUUUUAUGAUAAAAUCAACCGGUUUAGAAUAGGGAAUUCGCUGUUCGAGUGACGUCGAUAGGUUUUCAUAUUGGAAGCUUUGCGUUUUAAGGUUUAUUGAAAGAGGUUCAAGGAAUCUCUCUAAGAAGAGUAAUCAGUUAUUUUUGUGGAGUUAUUUGUUUCGUUUAUAUAAGAACCGUGAAUGUUUGUUUGUAAACGAAUCUAUAGAUCUGUGAUAAAUUUAAGAUUAAAUAUAGUUUUAUUAUAA